AGGGGAAGAAGGUCCCUGGGGGUUCAGGGAGUCGAUCCAGCAACAUCUCCAAGGCAAGUAACUCUACAACAGUACCAAUUGCAGCCUCAAGGACAUCAAUCACAACAUCUUCUCAGGACAUAUGCAGUUCUGGUCACUGACUCGCUUAGAAGAAGAUGUUUCUGUAUUAUAUAAACACGGCAAACACACAGCUGUGAUGACCAUCAACAGCAUGGCGCUGGAUUCGUCGUCUCGGUCCCAAAAGAAGCAGGUGAAGCAGCGACAUCGCCAUAAGAAAAAAAACUGCACAGGAUUCGACUGUGUGGAAAAAACACAACGCAGACAGACCGCAGUGAUCUCAGCUCCGACCGUAGUGAGGUGAGGACGCAGUCCUUCAUGAGCUGGAGGGAACUCCCACCACGUCUCUGCCGCUCUGGUGCUUUUCAUUCAGAUUCCAGCUCUGAGGACGAGGUGUGGUGUGAAGCCCGCAGCUGGAGCAAGGAGAAAGCCAGAAGAGCACGGCGGCGCAGCGAAGGUAGCCGCGAGAGGGAUGGAGCCAAUGUGGAGAAGGGGCAGGAGCGCAGGACAGAGAUCACUGAGAUCAUAGAGCUUCAGUCGAUGGGGUCAAGCAAAGGGAUGGAGGACGACGCUCUGGUGAAGGAGAACGGCAGCCUGAAGAAGCGGCACAGCAGCAAGAGCUCUGUGAAGAAUGAUGACCACAAGCUGCAAAGGGAAGGAGAUAAGGAAGGCUACAAGUCAGGGGGAAGCUCCUCUGUGGGGAGGAUGUGUGGAGCGAAUCACCAAAUGCUACCAGGAGAAAGUGUCAUACAGCGAGAACAGGGUCUGUGCACUCACCGCAGGCACACUGUGGCAUGAAUGGUGGCACAGUCAGGCUUUACCUCUGAGUCAGAGCUGGAGGUUUGCAGGAUCUGCCACUGCGAGGGGGACGAGGAGUGCCCGCUCAUCAUGCCGUGCCGGUGCACAGGGAGCUUGAGUUUUGUCCACCAGGCCUGUCUCAACCAGUGGAUCAAGUCCUCCGACAGGCGCUGCUGUGAACUCUGCAAGUACGACUUCAUCAUGGAGACCAAGUUGAAACCCUUACGCAAGUGGAAGCGUCUGCACAUGUCGAAGAGCGAGUGGAGGAAGAUCUUAUGUUCAGUGCUGUUUCACCUGAUAGCCAUUGUGUGUAUGUUGUGGUCCGUCUACAUUCUGGUCAAGAGAACUGCUGAAGAGAUCCGACUCGGCAAGAACGACAACCUUUGGAGAAUUUCUCUUCUGAAGUACCAUAGAGCGGAUGGUAUUCUGGAGUGGCCCUUCUGGACUAAGUUCAUCGUGGUGGGCAUCGGCUUCACAGGCGGCCUCUUCUUCAUGUACAUCCAGGGCAAAGUCUACCUGCAGCUGUGGCGCCGCCUCAAGGCCUUCAACUGCAUCAUCAGCGUGCAGAACUGCCCCGAGAAAAACCACCCGCCCCCCUGCCAGGCCCGGCCUAGCGUGCCGAUGAACGGGAAGGUCGACCCCGUGGUGGUUCCAGUUAUCGCGGCGCCUGCCCCGGCUUCAGAGGCACUGAUGGACUCGGACCAGUCAGUGGAAGCUGCUGUGGCUCCAGUACAAAACCCCAUCUGACAGAAUCCCCUCCAGAGUCC
Messenger RNA from Thalassophryne amazonica, 1622 nucleotides. RefSeq names its product membrane-associated ring finger (C3HC4) 1 (gene marchf1). NCBI's taxonomy places the organism in Eukaryota, Metazoa, Chordata, Actinopteri, Batrachoidiformes, Batrachoididae. Gene Ontology annotation, molecular function: zinc ion binding; ubiquitin protein ligase activity; MHC protein binding. Gene Ontology annotation, biological process: immune response; antigen processing and presentation of peptide antigen via MHC class II; protein polyubiquitination. Bases 856 to 1602 code for a protein of 248 amino acids. The transcript has 7 exons. The record is from RefSeq and is a predicted model, not a curated record. Gene Ontology annotation, cellular component: late endosome membrane; early endosome membrane; lysosome.